Oryza brachyantha (malo sina) is the source of this 2923-nucleotide messenger RNA. Its product is annotated as beta-galactosidase 3-like. Lineage: Eukaryota; Viridiplantae; Streptophyta; Magnoliopsida; Poales; Poaceae. The record is from RefSeq and is a predicted model, not a curated record. Gene Ontology annotation, cellular component: cell wall; vacuole. Gene Ontology annotation, biological process: carbohydrate metabolic process. Gene Ontology annotation, molecular function: beta-galactosidase activity; carbohydrate binding.
AUCUAUACCACCGCCGCCGCCGUAUCGUGCUCGUGCAGGUGCAGCAGUACACCGUAUCGACCACCUCGACGGCGGCGAUGGUGGGCGCCGCUGGCUCCUCCUCCUCCUUCCGGAUGCUGCUGCUCUUGCUGCUUCCGUUGCUCGCCGCCACCGCCGCCGCCGCGGGCGCCAACUCCAGCGUCACGUACGACCAUCGCUCCCUCAUCAUCUCCGGCCGCCGCCGCCUCCUCAUCUCCACCUCCAUCCACUACCCCCGCAGCGUCCCAGAGAUGUGGCCCAAGCUGGUUGCCGAGGCCAAGGACGGCGGCGCGGACUGCAUCGAGACCUACGUGUUCUGGAACGGCCACGAACCCGCCCCCGGCCAGUACUACUUCGAGGACCGUUACGAUUUGGUGCGCUUCGCGAGGAUCGUUAAGGACGCUGGGCUGUACAUGAUCCUCCGCAUUGGGCCGUUCGUCGCCGGCGAAUGGACCUUCGGGGGCCUGCCAGCGUGGCUUCAUUACGUGCCUGGGACGGUGUUCCGGACGAACAACGAGCCAUUCAAGGUGCAGCAGGGGCUUGUGAAUUUUAUGGCGAUGUAUGUGGGGGAAUUUUGUAAGCUGCUGACGAUUCUAGCUACAAUUUUUGUGAUGUAGUCUCACAUGAAGAGAUUCACGACGCACAUCGUGCAUAUGAUGAAGAAAGAGCAGUUCUUCGCCUCACAGGGUGGGCACAUCAUCCUAGCUCAGGUUGAAAAUGAGUAUGGAAGUAUGGAACCAACGUACGGAGCUGGUGCCAAGCCAUAUGUAAUGUGGGCAGCUAGCAUGGCUCUGGCUCAGAAUACUGGAGUCCCUUGGAUUAUGUGCGAGCAGUAUGAUGCCCCUGAUCCAGUGAUAAACACUUGCAAUUCAUUCUACUGUGAUCAAUUCAAGCCAAAUUCGCCAACCAAGCCAAAAAUUUGGACAGAGAAUUGGCCAGGAUGGUUCCAGACCUUUGGUGAAAGCAAUCCCCACAGACCCCCUGAAGAUGUUGCAUUCGCUGUUGCACGCUUUUUUGGAAAAGGUGGCACCGUUCAGAAUUACUAUAUGUACCAUGGUGGAACAAACUUUGGUCGCACUGCUGGGGGGCCGUUCAUUACAACUAGCUAUGACUAUGAUGCACCAAUCGAUGAAUAUGGCCUUAGGAGACUUCCGAAGUGGGCACAUCUAAAGGACCUUCACAAAUCUAUCAAAUUGUGCGAGAAUACCCUGCUGUAUGGCAAUUCAUCAUUUCUUUCCCUGGGGCCUCAACAAGAGGCUGAUGUUUACACUGAUCACUCGGGAGGAUGUGUUGCGUUCUUGUCUAACCUUGAUUCAGAGAUGGACAAAGUUGUUACUUUCCAGAACCGGUCGUAUGAUCUUCCCUCUUGGUCAGUCAGCAUCCUGCCUGACUGCAAGAAUGUAGUGUUCAAUACUGCAAAGGUGCGAUCUCAAACUAUGAUGAUGGAUAUGAUGCCAGCAAAUUUGCAAGUAUCAAAACGUAAUGGAUGGAGCAUUUUCAGAGAGAAAAUUGGGAUUUGGGAUAAAAGUGACUUUGUCCGAAAUGGUUUUGUAGACCAUAUUAAUUCAACAAAAGACACUACUGACUACCUAUGGUACACAACAAGUUUUGACGUAGAUGGAAGUCAUUUGGUUGGUGGCAACCAUGUUCUUCAUAUUGAUUCCAAAGGCCAUGCUGUUCAGGCUUUCCUGAACAAUGAAUUUAUAGGUAAUGCAUAUGGUAACGGCUCAAAAUCAAAUUUCACUGUGGAAAUGGCUAUCAAUUUGAGGCCUGGGAAGAAUGAACUUUCCUUAUUGAGUAUGACUAUUGGUUCGCAAUAUGCAGGACCCUUUUAUGAAUGGGUAGGAGCAGGCAUUACAAGUGUGAAAAUAUCAGGAAUGGGAAACGGAAUCGUCAAUUUGUCUUCAAAUAAUUGGGCAUACAAGAUUGGAUUGGAAGGGGAACACUAUAAUUUGUUCAAGCCUGAUCAGGGAAAAAAUGUAAGGUGGAAGCCACAGUCUGAACCACCAAAAAAUCAACCUUUGACAUGGUACAAGGUAAAUGUUGAUGUUCCCCAAGGAGAUGACCCAGUUGGGUUAGAUAUGCAGUCUAUGGGGAAAGGCCUGGCUUGGUUGAAUGGAAAUGCCAUAGGGAGGUAUUGGCUGAGGACAAGUCCUGUCAGUGACGGAUGCACUUCCAGCUGCAACUAUAGAGGAACAUUUUCUCCUAACAAGUGCAGAACAGGAUGUGGGCAGCCGACUCAAAGAUGGUACCAUGUCCCACAGUCAUGGUUUCGCCCAUCUGGAAACACCCUUGUGAUUUUUGAAGAAAAGGGAGGGGAUCCUACAAAUAUAACAUUCUCAAGAAGAACUGUGGCAAGUGUGUGCUCCUUUGUGUCAGAGCACUACCCUUCCAUAGACUUGGAAUCAUGGGAUAAAAGUACCCCAAACGAUAGUAGAGACUCAGCAAAAGUACAGCUAACUUGCCCCAAGGGUAAAAAUAUCUCUUCUGUUAAGUUUGCGAGUUUUGGAAACCCCCGUGGAACCUGCAGGUCCUACCAACAAGGAAGCUGCCACCAUCCGAACUCUCUAUCUGUUGUUGAGAAGGCUUGUCUGAAAUUGAACGGCUGUACAGUCUCCUUGUCAGACAAGGGAUUUGGAGAAGAUCUGUGCCCUGGGAUCACCAAAACACUUGCAAUUGAGGCAGACUGCUCUUAAGGAGUGACUCAGCUAAGAGAUCCAUAGCUACAGAUUGGCUCAUCAACUUCAAGCUCAUAGUGCUUGGUACAGUAGCAUGCUACAACAAUCUGGAAGUGAAAUUCUACCUAGAUUUAGAUUACGACCUGUUGUGACUUGUAAGCAUGAUAUUAGCACUUGCUUAUAAGCCAAAAUUUAAAUUUUCAUCUUUAAAUUUAAAGUUGAUUUUA